Pelodiscus sinensis (Chinese soft-shelled turtle) is the source of this 2546-nucleotide messenger RNA. The record is from RefSeq and is a predicted model, not a curated record. Lineage: Eukaryota; Metazoa; Chordata; Testudines; Trionychidae.
UUCCCCGCAGGUCAAGGAUGGUAAAUGUGAUGGGUGAUGCCAGCUGCUGGUUCCUGCUCGGGCUGUCCCUGCUGCCCAUCUCCGGGCUGGGCUCCCAGGACAACGGGAAGAUCAUCCACAUCAACAAAGUCCAGCACCAGCCGCAGCGGGUGGGGCUGGCUGAGCCCGUGGCCCUGCCCUGCCUUUUCCUGCUCCACCCCUCGGCCGCCCUGGGGCCCAACCACCCGGCGGUCCCGCCUCGCAUCAAAUGGAGCAAGGUGCAGUCGGCGUCCGGCCAGAAGCAGGACGUGCCGGUCCUGGUGGCCCAGGAGAACGUGGUGAAGGUGGGGAAGGGCUACGAGGGGAGGGUGUCCCUGCCCGGCUACGCCAGCAACCGCUACAAUGCCACCCUGGCGAUCGGCGCGGCCCGGGCCAGCGACGCCGGGCUGUACCGCUGCGAGGUGGUGGCCGGCAUUGACGACGAGCAGGACCUGCUGCCCCUGGAGGUCACCGGUGAGUCGGGCCGGGGCAGGUCGACUGGGCGUGAGGCCGCCUUCGAAGACGGCUACGACAAUUGCGAUGCCGGCUGGCUGGCCGACCAGACUGUCCGGUACCCCAUCACGCUCUCCAGGCCUGGCUGCUAUGGAGACCGCAGCAGCCUCCCGGGCAUCCGCAGCUACGGGGUGCGGGAAGCCAGCGAAGCCUACGACGUGUAUUGCUACGCCAGGGAGCUCCAAGGGAAAGUGUUCUACGUCUCCACGCCCGGGCGGCUGACGGCCCAGGGAGCCAAGAAGCACUGCCAGAGCCGGGGGGCCUCGCUAGCCACCACGCGCCAGCUGUACUUACCGGUGAUCGACGCGGCCCCCGAGGGCGUCCUGGCCGAGGCUCCGGGGCUUUCUCUGGCCGACAGCGGGAGCGGCGAGGAGCCAUCGCUGCCCUUCGUGGGGGCACAGGAGAGCCUGGCCUGGAUCGAGGAGAGCAACGCCAGCGUGCUGGACAUUGACGACUGCCUGUCCAGCCCGUGUCAGAACGGGGGCACCUGCAUCGACGAGAUAAACUCCUUCGUCUGCCUUUGCCUGCCCAGCUAUGGGGACAGCCUGUGCGAGAAAGGACUCUCCCCAGGCUUUGGGCAUGAGAACACCUGGAUCGGGCUCAACGACCGGAUUGUGGAGCAGGAUUUCCAGUGGACGGAUAACACAGGCCUGCAAUACGAGAACUGGCGGGAGAACCAGCCCGACAACUUCUUUGCGGGCGGCGAGGACUGCGUGGUGCUGGUGUCCCACGAGAUCGGCAAGUGGAACGACGUCCCCUGCAACUACAACCUGCCCUACAUCUGCAAGAAAGGCACAGUGCUGUGCGGGCCCCCCCCGGCCGUGGAGACCCCCUUCCCCGUGGGCAAGCCGAGGGAGAAAUACAGCGUCCACGCGACGGUGCGGUACCAGUGCGAGGGCAGCUACGUCCAGAGGCACGUCCCCACCAUCAAGUGCCACAGCAACGGGAAGUGGGACCGGCCCAAAAUCCUCUGCACAAAACCCAGACGGUCGCACAGAAUCCGGCGCCAUCACCGCCACCGCCACAACCACCAGCACCACCACCGCUCCCGCAAGGAGCGGAGAAAACACCGGAAGCAGCUCCAGUUGGACUGGAUGGAGGAAGGCAACUACUUCUAGAGGCCAGUGACGAGCAAGCACAAGAUCCCCCCUCUCCCCGCCCCGGGAUGAGACGGGCACGUGUGUGUGAUGGGAAAGCGGGGCCUUCACUGACCCCCGGCCCCUUUUCUAAGCCCCUCUGCGUUAGUUCCUUAGGACACCCCCGACCAGGCAGCAGGACGGAGACGGUUCCCCUCCCCAACUCUGGCUCCUCCGCUGGGCUCCUUAGCCCGGGUCCCACUGGUCUUCUGCAAGGGAGACUCCGGUUUUUUAAUAUACCCCCCUUUCCUUUUACCCUCCCUGCCAGGGCCCUUCUGCCGCUCCUCUCCUCCGGUGGGCGUUAUCUUCUCUUCCUCUCGGAGCCAGUGGUACCCUGGCUGGCUAGACGUGCAGCGGCCCCGGCAGCAGGGGUGAAAGUAAUUUCUUGCAGGUCCUAGUGUCCUAUUGCAACCCGGACCCCCUGCCCGCUCUUUCAAUAGCCCCCUGCUGGCUUUUGCCACGGCUCAGACCGCGGCCGGGGCGCCCCCGCAGCCUUUGUCCUCCGCGCAGCAGCGAGACACGUUCCCGCCCCCAGCACCGCAGGUUCGAAACCAACGUCCUUUCUAAACGCGCCGCUCCCGUGCGAGCCCACGGGAUCUGCCCGACCGGCCUGGGAAAACAAAGCGAUCGCCGCCACCGGUGGCGUCCAACUCACCCAGCGUCUCGGAAUCCCUCCCGUUCCGUCUGUCUCCCUUGUAUUUGCUGUCUUCGUUCCCACGGGGCGAGAGGUAGAAAGACCAGGAGGAGCAGGUGUCCCUGGGUAUCCAGGGCGGCUUUGGCGUUGGGGCGCCUCUCGCUCAGGGUUGCCAGGUGUCUGGUAUUCAACCGGACAGUCCGGUUUUGGGGCCCUCUGUCCGGUAAAAAAAGUUCAGAAAAUAC